AUUGGUUAGCCGCUUGUCAAUGUGCAGUCACGUGGUAUCACAAGGACGGCCAUGUUUCCGAAACACAAACAACAAGAAGAGCAGCGACUAGGAGCCAGCAGACACAUACUGAUACGCAGCAGCGACCGUUGGAGGAGAGGGGGAAAAUAAUAAAUAAAAUACAGAGCACGACUUUCUGAAAGUACGAUUCUGUCGAAUGAAUACGUUUACAGUGUUUAAGAGACCAAUGCAUACGAGAUAUUGGCAGUAGACACACCGUACCGACAACCAGUCUGGUAACGUUAGCUAUAAACAGUGAAGUGGUGCUAAGGGAGGAGGACAGGAAAUAAAGGAGUCACCUGGAGGGUCUCCGUCAAUCAACAUUUCAGUUGGAGCGAGAGAGAAAAAGGGACGGAGGGAGAGAGAAAAGCAAAGAGGAGUGCGAGUCGCGUCUGCUCUUGGCAGCUGUUCCAGCAGCCUGUUUCAGUGUUGUGGCUUUUAUUUCGUUCCUGCGUUACCUUUUUUGAUGAAUCAACUCAUAUUUUUAACUUUAAUGUGAGCUAUAACUGCUGUAAAAAGAAGAAAGAAAACAUUAUUACUAGCAAGAGUGUUUUAUUUUGUUCCAUUGUUCAUUUCCAAGGUGUUUUUCGUUUAUUUUCUUUGUUUACCUACCAUUUCUUCGGCUGUGAGUAGCAGGAGAUUCCACUCUCCAAACUAUAGUCGAACCCCCUUCCUUAUCUAGUUAGGACCUGAUAACCUGGUAUUCCUCAAGCACCUGCAACUGGCAGCUAUUCUCUUUGUGUCUGUGUGUUUGGGGAGCUCUGUGACCACAGCUUAAGCACCACUCAGCCUUUUAGUCACCUAAGCCUAACUAAAGCCAGCCAGCUCUAGCCUGGUCCAGUACAGUCCAGCCUGCUCCGAUCAUCUGGACAGGAUACUCAGUUCUGUGUGGACGUGAGGAAUAUGACUGCUGAGACUCUUAACUUCGGCCCAGAAUGGCUUCGUGCACUGUCCAGUGGGGGGAGUGUGACGUCCCCCCCUCCUUCCCCCGCCAUGCCAAAGUACAAGCUGGCCGAGUAUCGCUACGGCCGAGAGGAGAUGUUAGCACUUUAUAUCAAAGACAACAAGGUCCCAGAGGAUAUGCAGGAUAAGGAGUUUGCUGCUAUUCUGCAAGAUGAGCCCAUGCAGCCACUGGCACUGGUGCCUCUCACUGAGGAGGAGCAGAGGAACUUCUCUAUGUCUGUGAACAGUGUGGCGGUGCUAAGGCUCAUGGGAAAAGGGGUGGGCGCCACAGCCCCAGCUGGAGUGGUCCGAGGACGAGGGACCGCGCGAGGUGGUCGAGGACGAGGUCGCGGUGAAGGUGGAUUUUACCAAAGAAGUAUUGAAGAACCGGAGGUGGGUUUUGGACGCGGCGUCCGAGAGAUUCAUCGCAGCCAGAGCUGGGAUGACCGGGCUGAGCGUAGAUUUGAGAAGCCGGUCCGGCGGGAGGUCGGGCGUCCCGGCUUUGAAGAGCCUGUAGUGCCUGUGGUUCCAGGACGGAAGGAAUUCACGAGGGCUGACAGCGAUAACUGGCGCAUCCUCCGAGAGGAGCAGCAGGAGGAGGAGGAGGCGGCGGCGGCGGCAGGAGGGGGGGUGGUGGUGGUGGAACCGGGAACCAACUGGAGACUUGCAGGAGUCCGCAGGGAUGAUGGGGGUCCUCGCUCAGCAGGCUGGCGGGAACACACCGGUCCCGGCGAGGGUCGUCGUCGGAAGUUUGAUUUUGAUUUCAGGGACGCGGAUGGCCAUGGUGGUGGCCGCCGGCGUGAGGGACUGGACGACGGAGACGGCCUGCCUGAGUGGUGCACAGACGAGGAAGACGGGGAGAUGGGCACGUUUGACUCCUCUGGAGCUUUCAUGGCUUUGAAGAAGGGUGACAAGGACAUAAUCCUGGAGGAGGAGUUUGAUUUUAAGGGGAUAGAGGACGAGGAAGACGAGGAGUUCUACGCUGACAUGGAGAGGAACAGUGCUGAAGAAGACAAGGAGAGUAAAGAAGCUGGCUCUGCUGUAAGGGACGGCGAGACAAAGCCAGCUUCACCCUCGUCCUCUCCUCCAGCACUGCAACACUGUACCCCCCCCUCUGUGGACCAUCGGCCCAGCAACGCAGGCCUGUUGGUGGACAAUGCUCAGCUGAACAACAGCCACCCUGUGAAAGCCAGCAGCGCGGCCAGUGAAGACAUGGCUCCUGUAGGGGUCUCUAAGAGCCAGCUGAGCCCCAGCGCCCCCCCUUCCUCACGUAUGCCUCCUCCACCUCCUUCCUCUGCUGCUCCUCUCCACCCUCCACCUGGAGGGGACGCAGAGGACGAUGAGGGCAUGAAGCACCUGCAGCAGGAGGCAGAGAAGAUGGUGGCGUCACUGCAGGACACUUCUCUGGAGGAGGAGUGCUUCACCCAGGCUCUGCAGCAGCAGCAGGAGUGCAGGAACACAGCCGCCGCUCUGCCGCUGUCACACGAGGCCGCCAUGAAGUGGUUCUACAAGGACCCACAGGGAGAGAUCCAGGGUCCCUUCACCACGGUGGAGAUGUGCGAGUGGUUCCAGGCCGGCUACUUCACCAUGACCCUGCUGGUGAAGCGUGGCUGCGACGAGGGCUUCCAACCCCUGGGAGAUGUCAUCAAAAUGUGGGGCCGGGUGCCCUUCGCCCCAGGGCCCUCCCCUCCGCCCCUGCUGGUGAGACAGCCACCACCGACGCAGCGCCCGCAGCCCACCCGGGGGUCCGCCGGGACUGUGAGUCAGAGCUCUGCCAACGUAGAGGAUGGGGAGGGGAGGAUGCAGAGGAGAGGGAAGCUUGAUAGACAGGUUACGGGGAAUCUGGACCAGGACCGCCUGAAAAAGCAACAGGAGCUGGCGGCAGCAGCAGCUCUCUAUCAGCAGCUCCAACAGCAGCAGCUAUUCCAGCUCAUUAAUAGGUGCAGUGAGCAGGGUAUGAUGCCUUCGAUGAACAGGUCGAUGUCAGUGCCAGAUACAGGGUCCAUGUGGGACAUGCAUACCUCAGCUUCACAGCCGUCAGGCGGUGAAGCCAGUCUUUGGGACAUAAGCAUGAAUCCUUCUACUCAGGGUCCAACUCUCGAACAGCUUCAAAAGGUGGCUUCAGUU
Molecule: messenger RNA, 3108 nt
Organism: Notothenia coriiceps (black rockcod)
Lineage: Eukaryota; Metazoa; Chordata; Actinopteri; Perciformes; Nototheniidae
Gene: gigyf1a
Product: GRB10 interacting GYF protein 1a
Exons: 17
Biological process (GO): insulin-like growth factor receptor signaling pathway
Cellular component (GO): cytosol
Molecular function (GO): protein binding
Source: RefSeq, a predicted model, not a curated record